GUUUAGGAGACUUUGAUGAGUAAUAGAAACCCAGUCUAGAAUGUAUUCGGAAUACUUUGAACAAUUAGGCAGACGCUACCAUGGUUACCUAGGCAAAACGAAGAUGGCGAAGUUUGUAAUAGCUGGUCAUUCAGAUUGUCCAUAUUUUGCACGAGCAGAAUUAUUGGGAGACAAACUUUCUAUCAAUUUGCCAGAUUUUAAACUGCAUAAGAUUGUCAAAACACCAGCAGAAUGGAAGUCCUGGCUUUCAGAGGUGUGCCAGCAGAGGGGCUGGAAACAUGAGAAAUCUCCUCUUGUCUGGCGUGAACUAAUUGACCGUGGUGGUAAAGGAGUCCUCAUUGGUGGUGCCAACGAGUUCCAGGAAUAUGCUCAGGGGUACUACGGUAUUGAGUCACAACUUGUUAGUAGUGACAUGACCAAAAUUGCUGCAGAAAAUGCAAAAAUCAAAACUGAAAUGGAUAAAGAGGAUGCUGAAAUCCGAGCACAGAGUCAACCAGUUAAUGUUUGUAUCACAAAUGCUUCAUCACAUGUAUGUUAUGCUCUGCUUAAUUCACUUACAAGAGGAGAUGUUCUAGGAAAUGAUGUUGAAAUGAAAGUUCGCCUGUUUGACAAUGGUGACAAGAAAGAAUAUUUGGAAGGUGUUAGAAUGGAAACUGAAGAUCUUGCUCAUGGACUUUUGAGAGGUAUUAAAGUUGAAACAAAUAUUACAGCAGCAUUUAAAGACUGUAGCACAAUAAUUUUACUGGAUGAAAUUCUACAAGGAGACAAAAGUAAGGAAGAAUGGAUUAAAGAAAACUCAGAACAUUUUGUUAACUAUGCUAAAGUGAUAGAUAAAGUGGCUGACAAAUCAGUUAAAGUGCUUAUAGCAGGGCAUGGUCCAAACAACUUCAAUGCAACUAUGAUGAUUAAAAAUGCUCCAAAUAUUCCAAGACAGAACUUUGUAGCAUUAUCCAGACUGGUUGAAAACCAGGCAAAAUCAAUAAUAGCCGAAAGACUGCAUGUCAAUACAGCUGGUGUUGUUGAUUUGAUCGUAUGGGGAAAUCCUAAUGGGCAACAUUACAUUGAUGUUUCAAAAAGUCGAGUUCAUGGUUACGACGGUGCAAUCAUUGGUCCUGAAUCAUUCUCAGUUUCUGGACCAGAGAUGGUCUUUGAUCGCCAAUGGUUGGAAACAGAGUAUAUUGAACUGGUUAAAACAAAACAGAACAAGGCAGAAGAGGCUAUGGGUCAUGCGGCUGUUUUGUCUCAAGCUUUUGCUAUCAAUUCUACCUUGAUGCACUGGUGUAAUGGUUCACCGUCAGGUCAGAUGUUUUCACUGGGUGUAUGUUCAAAUGGCUGGUAUGGAGUACCAAAGGGUCUCGUCUUCUCAUAUCCUGUCACAUUUCACCCUAAAGGUUACUGGUGUGUUGUCCAGGACAUUGACCUUUCAGAAGAGGUCAAAGGACGAAUUCUUGAAACUAUAAAGGUAUGGCUUAGUACCUCUCUACUGAAGUCUUAUCAAUGUACAUUUGUAAUUAAAUUCACUGAAAACAUCAUUUAAAGUAUGACACAUCCA
Ruditapes philippinarum (Manila clam) is the source of this 1552-nucleotide messenger RNA. Its product is annotated as putative malate dehydrogenase 1B. Gene Ontology annotation, molecular function: L-malate dehydrogenase (NAD+) activity. Lineage: Eukaryota; Metazoa; Mollusca; Bivalvia; Venerida; Veneridae. Gene Ontology annotation, biological process: malate metabolic process; tricarboxylic acid cycle; oxaloacetate metabolic process. The coding region runs from base 41 to 1537 and encodes 498 amino acids. The record is from RefSeq and is a predicted model, not a curated record. The transcript has 3 exons.